UCUGCCUGCGACGCGUCACUGGCUUCCAGGCCCCACCCCUGGGCGCUUGGUGAUGACCCCCCUCCCCCCCGCAGGCCUUCUCGCGCUCUCCCUGCCGAGGCCGAGGCGCGGUCAGCAGGAGGUUACGUCAUCAGGAACGCGACAGUUUCUGGGGCGGCGGCGGUCGUGGGAGCGCGGCGCGUGCGAGAGUUGCCCGCACGUGCCGCGGCCGGAGCCAUGAGCUGCCCCGUGACUUGCGCCGCCUGGGUGCGCAGGGGGGUCGCCAGGGCAACGCCCGACAAGGUGCGGCUCAGCGCGGAGGAGCUGAAGCGGCUCAUCGGGGAGGCCGCGGAGACGCUGCGAGAAGAAGCAGAUGAAGAAGAACAUGGACAGACUGCAGAAGACGGCAUGGAUGUUGCUAGUGGUGAGACAGCUGAGCCUCCUCAAGAAGAUGGGGACCAGGAAGAAGACACUGAAAAGCUGAAUGAUGAUGAACUGGCAGAGUAUGGUUUGGAUAAAUAUGAUGAAGAGGAGAAUACAGAUGCUGUGAGCCUUGGAGACACCUUAGCCAGUCUUACGGUAUAUGGGAGUAACGAACGUGAUCCUUACGUCACUAUUAAAGAUACUGAGCAAUAUGAACAGGAAGAUUUUUUGAUUAAGCCCAGUGACAAUCUGAUCAUUUGUGGAAGAGUUGAUAAGGACCACUGCAGUCUAGAGGUUCACCUUUAUAAUCAUGAAGAGGACUCAUUUUAUGUACACCAUGAUAUUCUCUUACCUGCAUACCCUUUAAGUGUGGAGUGGCUUAACUUUGAUCCUAAUCCAGAUGAAUCUCCAGGAAAUUAUGUUGCAGUGGGUAACAUGACCCCUGUUAUAGAGGUCUGGGACCUUGAUAUAGUGGAUUCUCUAGAGCCAGUCUUUUCCCUUGGAAGUAAAAAAGAAAAGAAGAAGAAAAAGGGAAAGAAGAAUAUCUACAGAAGGGAAUCAGGAGGGCAUACUGAUGCGUUCUUGACACUUUCAGGGAAUAAGCAAAAUAGAAAUGUGUUAGCUAGUGCCUCAGCUGACACCACUGUAAUUCUGUGGGAUAUGUCCGUGGGUAAACCAGCAGCGAACCUUACUUUACAUAUGGACAAGGUAUGUCAGAAACUACAAUUUCAUCCAUUUGAAACACAGACCCUUGUUUCUGGAUCUUAUGAUAAGUCUGCUGUCCUGUAUGACUGUAGAAGUCCACAGGAUAACCAUCGAAUCUGGCGGUUUAGUGGACAGGUUGAGAGAGUGACUUGGAAUCAUUUUUCACCUUGUAACUUCCUAGCUAGCACAGAAGAUGGCUUUGUGUACUGUCUAGAUGCUCGUUCCGAUAAGCCACUUUUUACUCUGAAGGCUCAUGAUGAGGAAGUAUCUGGACUCCAAUUAAGCAGUCAGAUCAAAGGGUGCCUUGUGACAUCAUCUGCUGACAAAUAUGUGAAAAUUUGGGAUAUAUUGGGAGACAAACCAAGUCUGAUCCAUUCCAGGGAUAUGAAAAUGGGUGUUCUGUUCUGUGCAGCUUGUUGCCCUGAUUUGCCAUUUGUCUACGCCUUUGGAGGGGAGAGAGAAGGGCUUAGAGUCUGGGAUAUAAGCAGUAUUUCUGCAGUGAAUCAAGUUUUUGGAAGCAGAGAGAGGCUGGUAGCUGCCAAUACAAACUCUGCAACUAGCAGCUCCUUUGCCAGCAGUAGCAGCAAAAGUCCAGAAGCAGAAAUGGAAUCAUGAUGGAUCAAACCGAACACAGAUGGUAUAUAAAUGCAAAACAUCAAACCAGAGUAUACUUUUGGACCUCGGUUAAUAUGUAUUCUGCAUCCACUGGUUUGGAAAAUGUUUAUGGAAGUGUAUCAAGUUUCUUGCAAUCUGCAUCUUUUUUUUAUCUUAUGGGAGGAAAACAUGGUCUUGUGGCUAAGAGAUAGGAGUCGAAGUUAUGGGUCCCUGCCUCUCACUAACUUGGAAAAGUUAAGUGACGUGCCUGCACCUUACUUCACCUAGCACUGAAAUGGGGAUUACAAACACGCAGGUGAUGUGCUAACUUCACUUGUAAAGUGAUAUAUGUAAUUUGUCAGGAAAGAACUGUGCUACUGUAGAGUGUAUAUAAAGGAUUGUAAUGAAGAAUGGAUUUCGUUUUAGUUGCAAAUGAAAACUACUUCAACUGAAAAUUGCCAUAGUAUUUAAGUCAA
Messenger RNA from Dermochelys coriacea (leatherback sea turtle), 2177 nucleotides. It is a transcript of the gene PWP1, whose product is annotated as PWP1 homolog, endonuclein. Gene Ontology annotation, cellular component: nucleus. Gene Ontology annotation, biological process: rRNA processing. The transcript has 15 exons. Bases 217 to 1722 code for a protein of 501 amino acids. Gene Ontology annotation, molecular function: protein binding. The record is from RefSeq and is a predicted model, not a curated record. NCBI's taxonomy places the organism in Eukaryota, Metazoa, Chordata, Testudines, Dermochelyidae.